Molecule: messenger RNA, 1011 nt
Organism: Ascochyta rabiei
Lineage: Eukaryota; Fungi; Ascomycota; Dothideomycetes; Pleosporales; Didymellaceae
Exons: 3
Coding region: 1-1011 (336 amino acids)
Source: RefSeq, a predicted model, not a curated record
AUGGAAGCACAACCUCAAUCACCCAGAUCAGCCUACUUCACCUGCUCGUCGAUGAUCAAAAUGUCCACUGUGAAACUCGAAUCCGGUGACCUUGCCAUCUGCGAAGUAUGCGGUACACAAUACGAUGUCCCCCUCUCAUCACCACCAAAAGAGUGUCGCAUCUGUCUUGACCCACGUCAAUACGUGCCAGCGCACGGGCAAACAUGGACAUCCCUCAACGACAGCCAAGCCGUCCAGAAGAAUGAGUUCCAAACAGACGAGCACGACAGUCGCAUCCACUACCUAACCACCAAGCCACUGACACCCGCCGAACUACCGCCCGGCCUCUCCGACUCAACAACAACCCGAAAACAACUCGGCAUCGGCCAGCGCUGCAUCCUCCUCGAAACCGAGUCCGGAAACAUCCUAUGGGACCUGAUCGCCUUCCUGAACCAAGAAACCAUCGACUUCAUCAACGGUAAAGGAGGCCUGAAAGCGAUAGUAAUCUCGCACCCGCACUUUUACACGACACAUCUUGAAUGGGCCACGCAGUUCUCAUGCCCGGUGUACAUCGCGUCCGACGACGCAGAGUGGCUGAACCGAGCAGACAAGAACGGGGUGCGGAAGUGGAUCAAGAAGACGGAAGAGGUCGUCCCCGGCGUAACGGCAGUGCAAUGCGGUGGCCAUUUCGACGGGAGCUGCGUGUUGCACUGGGAGAGGAAGUUGUUCAUUGCCGAUACCAUGAUGAGUGUCCCCUCCGGCUUCUACAACGCGGCUCAGCCCAAUCAGGACCCUCGCACCACGGCUUUCAGCUUCAUGUGGUCGUAUCCCAACAUGAUCCCUUUGCCACCGAGCCAGAUCCAUGGUAUUUGGAAAGCGCUCAAGCCGUAUGAGUUCGACUCGACGUAUGGCGGGUUUCCAGGCCAAAAUGUAACGCGGGGGGACUUGAAGAGGCAAGUGUUGGAGAGUAUGAAGACAUUUCUAAAGAUAGGUGGACAUGAGAAUGCGAGUGUGUUCGAGGAGACUUUCUGA